Gongylonema pulchrum is the source of this 1041-nucleotide messenger RNA. The record is from the annotation of a GenBank genome assembly. Lineage: Eukaryota; Metazoa; Nematoda; Chromadorea; Rhabditida; Gongylonematidae.
AUGGAUGGUUAUCGUGGAGCAGCACCGCCGUACUGGAUGCGAGCAAUGGAGCACCACCAGCAGCAGCAGCCAGUCCCGCCACCACCACCGCCACCCCAAGAACGUGUCUUCUAUCCGUUGCUGGGCCAACAGAGCCGUGGAACCUCGGGUGGUGGUGGUGGCGCCCCACGAAGCACUCAGCAUAGAACAGGCGGCGCAAGCACGGGGUUCGGCUAUUAUCUGAGGGACCAGAGUUAUUAUCCCCCUCCACAAGGACAUCAACAACAUCAUCAGCAUCAGCACCAGCACCAACAGUAUCAGGAGCAAGAGGAUUAUGGCAAUGCUGACAGUGGCGGCGGCUAUUACGGCUACGCAAGUUUCCUGGCCCAGCAACACUCGUCGAAUCAGCAAAAAUGUCGAAUCGCUCGGUAUGUUGAUAUGGACGCUUCGAGUCAUCCGCCGACCAAAAAAUCAAAAGGUUACAGUACAGUGGGCAAAACGGCAGCGAUGAUCCUGAACGAGCUGUAUCCGGAUUUCAAGACAAAUUUCAUGAUGAAUAAAGUGCCGCAUUUCGAAUGUAGUUUCACGGUGCAAGGUCAGGUAUUCUCGGCAGACGGUCCAAAUAAGAAAACGGCCAAGCAGCAUGCAUGCGAACAGGCUCUGAGAGAGUUACGACCGGAUAUUGAGCUGGAUAUGAAUGUGCUGCCGGAGCACGGCGAAAAGGAUAUGCAACAUGCAACUCUCUCCAUGAUUACUUCCUUCGCUUUGGUUAAAGUUUUCAACGUGCCGGCGCAUCAGCUACGAAUGGUAGAACGUCGUGCCAUGAAUCUUAAGCCAGGCAAACCAAUGCAGGUUUUGAUCCAAGCGCUCAGUUUCUACGAUCGCACAAUGCAAGUGGAUGUGGACACGGUUGACGGGAAGCCUGUCCAGGGCAAUAGUCGAUUCAUCUGCCGAAUUACGCUCGACAAUAAUAGUCGUCUUCACAUGUUUUUUUAUCGUGGCGUGGCGUGCUCAUUUGAAAAUGUGAUAGGAUUUUGCUGUGUGGAGGGCCAGUGGCGCUAG